Sphaerulina musiva SO2202 is the source of this 3270-nucleotide messenger RNA. RefSeq names its product WD40 repeat-like protein. Gene Ontology annotation, cellular component: cytoplasm. Lineage: Eukaryota; Fungi; Ascomycota; Dothideomycetes; Mycosphaerellales; Mycosphaerellaceae. The record is from RefSeq and is a predicted model, not a curated record. Gene Ontology annotation, molecular function: protein binding. The transcript has a single exon. Bases 1 to 3219 code for a protein of 1072 amino acids. Gene Ontology annotation, biological process: tRNA methylation.
AUGCAGCAUGAACAUCAUCGCGUUCCGGUCACGGCACUGGCCCUCUGGAACUACGAUGUUCUGCUCGCUGGAUCGGGGAGCACUCUGAGCCUCUAUGACGCCAAGACCAAAAUCCUACUGCAAUCUGUACCUGUCUUCGAGGGACAGACCAUUCAUGGCAUACUCGUGAACAGCGAGCGUCUCGGUCAUGUCCUGGUAUGGGGAGGCCAGUACCUACGACAAUUUCACUUCAGCUCUGGGCUGCGUCAUCUUCCUUUCCGCUAUGAAGCAAGUGAAAUUGUAGCAGCCCGGGACUGGAUAUUAGAUGCUGCUGUCUUUCCAGGAGACCCUCGAAGGGCGGCCAUCAUCACUGCCCACAAUUCGUUGACUAUCGCGACGGGACUUCCAAAGUCCCUGGAGCUAGACCUGAAAGAGGUAGUACCUGGCUCCAAUUGCAUCUUGUACUGCGCUCAAGUAACAUGGCUAAGUCAUUCAUCGUGUCUCAUUGCUUCAGGAACUGCUUUUGGCGAUAUCAUAGUGUGGACGUUGCACUUUUCACAAGAUGACCUUUCAUGGAAACAUCAGACGCAUUAUUCGUUCUCCGCUCACGAUGGAUCAGUCUUUGGUGUGCAGAUAUCGUCGCCCGAGCACAAGGACAUGUUGGGCGGCCGGCAGAGGGUGCUGGCUAGCUGCAGCGACGAUAGAACGGUGCGGCUAUGGGACAUCUCCGAUCUCUCCAUACAAGAUGACAAUCGUAUGCAACGAGAAACUGGCUUCGGGUCUACUGUAAGCAAAGAUGAUCACAUGCCCACCUGCCUGGCCAAGCAAAUGGGUCACAUCUCCAGAAUCUGGCAAAUACGAUUUGUCCGAGGUGACAACAAUCUCAAUCUGCUGUCCUUUGGGGAGGAUGCAACAUGUGUGUCCUGGACAAUACAAGUAGAGGCUGACUCUUCCGUGGCUAUGAAGCAAGUCCGUGUUCAAAAGGCCCAUGAUGGUAAGAACAUUUGGUCGGUGGCAGUCCGCCCUGGGAUGAGCAGUACGAGUGAUGAUAGCACUCCUGUCGGUGGAUGCAUAGUCACGGGGGGCGCGGAUGGUGCUAUUGCUGUCGCUCAGGUCGACAGCUACGAUCGCUCCAAAUCGCAAGCUCCGGCUUCCGCAACGCCUUACCGAGCUUUUGGCUUCAUUUCUUCCCAUACGAUCGUGGCAAUCACAGAUUUAGGAAGCUUGGAGCUUCUCAACCUCAGGCUGAUGGAAGGCACCGUGGCGAGCAAGCCGAUUAGUACACAUGUGCCUCAAUUACGCGGAUACUCUGCUAUGGCUUCCAUACCGGGUAUAGCAUUUUUUGCUGGUAAAGGUGAGGUCUACUACUACACGCUGAGAGACACCCAACAUCACGUUCUUGUGGAUGUAGGCGAGAAGGUGGCGUCAUUGUUCGCACAAGAGAUCGCAGACGAUCGGUAUGAAACAGCACAAUGCAGUCUCCUGGUCACUACAGUAAAAACCAAGGCUGCAACAUGGUACCUCUGUAAGAGACACGAUGAACCUGAGAUCAUCACAAUCACGGAUACUUUCGAUGUGGAGUUGCCACAUGGGUUUGUGGUUACGAGCUUUGUUGAAUUUGCGUGGCGAGAGGGAAGAUGGAUGGCACUCGGCUCACGAUCUGGAUGCGUAGCCAUCUACGAUCUACGAUCCAGAAGCGAGAACGCAAGACCUGUACAGCAUCUUAUGCUAUAUCCUGGUGUACACGGCAAAGAAGCAGUCACCGCACUGUUGUGCUCCUCUGAUAUCCUCUUUUCCACUGGUCGUGAUGGAACAUACGCAGCGCACAUUAUUGAAUCUUCGGGUCAGAGUUCCGACGACUCAGACAGCUCCUGUGCAAGUGUUAUCAGCCUGCGCCCGAUACACCAGCUAUCGCUGCCACUAGGACCCAAUAUAGAGACACUCAUCAUUGCUCCGGACGGCAAUAUCUGGGUCUGCGGCUUUCGAGGAAAACAGUUCGUCAUCUGGGACACUCGUACACAAGAGGAAGUCAUGGUCGUAGAGUGUGGUGGUGCCCAUCGCAGUUUUGCAUUCCAGGCAGGGACUGAUGGCGGCACGUUCGUCUGGACGAAAGCAUCUGAACUGCACUACCAACAUCAAAGCCAGCGCCCGUACUGCUUAUUGGACAGUGGUGGUCACGGCCGAGAGAUCAAAGCCUCGGCCAUGUCCCCUAUCAACUCGAGCCUGGUAGCAACUGGGGCUGAGGAUACCAACAUCAAGCUACAUGUGCUCGAUAGUGGCAGAUGGCGAUGUGUGCACACACUUCAGAAGCACAUCACAGGCAUCCAACACCUCCAGUGGUCCGAGGAUGGAAGGUAUCUCUUCUCAAGCGGAGGCGUGGAAGAACUCUACGUUUGGCGAAUCAGCCAUGAUGUCUUAGAAUUGGGCAUAGGCGUGCUCUGCGAAUCCAUAUAUCCCUUCAGCACGGCCUCUGAUCUGCGUAUCAUGAACUUUGAUGCCCGAAAUGUCGAACGCGGGUUCCAUAUAACGAUAGCAUACUCCAACUCUGCCAUUUCCAAGUGGCAAUACCGAGAUAAGACCUGGACACUGUUAGCGAAUGGGGACUAUCUGACUUCCUGUCUAACGCAAUGCCUCCAUCUGAGCUUUCAUGACGGUCGACUCGACGCACAGCAGGAAAUUUUGUACACAGCAAGCACAGACGGACAUCUCGUUUCCUGGAGCUCACCAUCUCCCAGUACAUCGCAACAACCAGGCCUUCUCACCUGGCACACCAGACACAAAGUGCACCAGAACGCGAUUCUCAGUUUGACCUCGCAUAAUCUAUCACCAGAUCGCCACAUACUAAUUACAGGAGGCGACGACAAUGCCCUCGCUUUGACGCUCAUAUCAUCUCAACCUCGCUCCGAGACAUCUGAGGAGAGGAGUAAUGAAGCUACAAUACACACUCUCCUCAUCCCCCAAGCCCAUGCCGCUGCCGUGACGGCACUCCAAAUUGUGCGUCACGAGGGAAAUGAAAGCUUGUGGUUCGUGAGUGGGAGUAUCGAUCAGAGGAUUAAACUAUGGAAAGUUGAGUUUGGGGAUGGAGAAGGAGUAGAAGGGGUUGAUAUCGCACUGAAGAAGAAUGUGCAUACUGCUGUGGCGGAUGUUUCUUCGAUGGAGCUUGUGGGACGGGACAGGGUUUUGGUUUGUGGUGUUGGGAUGGAUUUGUGGAGGAUUGAUUGGGAACGAAUGGGUCAGUAGUUAGGUGUAGGGGGAGAGGGGGAGAGGUAUUGUCGACUUGCAUGAAGGGAG